AUGGCUCCGGCAAUGAAGUCCGCGAUGAAGUCCAAGGCCAUGAAGACCAGUGCCAAAGCCAUGACCAAGGCCCAGCUUGCCGACCAGCUCGCCACCAAGUCCGAGCUCAAGAAGAAGGAUGUCUUGUCGGUCCUGCAGAACCUUUCCGAAAUCGGUGCCAGCGAGGUCACCAACACCGGCAAGUUUGUUUUGCCAGGGCUCUGCAUGAUCAAGACUCGUCAGAAGGCUGCUACGAAGGGUGGUACUCGCAUGAUGUUCGGCAAGGAGGUGCAGGUCAAGGCGCAGAAGGCGAAGACGAUUGUGAAAGCGAUGCCGCUGGCCGCGCUUAAGAACCAGAUCUAG
This is a messenger RNA of Symbiodinium sp. CCMP2456, 342 nucleotides long. NCBI's taxonomy places the organism in Eukaryota, Dinophyceae, Suessiales, Symbiodiniaceae. The record is from the annotation of a GenBank genome assembly.